Anoplophora glabripennis (Asian longhorned beetle) is the source of this 1016-nucleotide messenger RNA. Its product is annotated as GSK3-beta interaction protein-like. Gene Ontology annotation, molecular function: protein kinase A binding; kinase regulator activity. Bases 323 to 655 code for a protein of 110 amino acids. The record is from RefSeq and is a predicted model, not a curated record. NCBI's taxonomy places the organism in Eukaryota, Metazoa, Arthropoda, Insecta, Coleoptera, Cerambycidae. Gene Ontology annotation, biological process: regulation of canonical Wnt signaling pathway. The transcript is spliced from 2 exons. Gene Ontology annotation, cellular component: cytoplasm.
UGGUUGUAGUUUAUCGUGCUAUGAUAACCUAAGCAUGAAGCAUGAACAAGCAGAACACCUGAUUCCGUGAUUGUGAUUGAAUUUUCUAAUUUCUAGUAUUUAUUUAUUGUAGUUUCAGGUUUCAGUAUUUUCAGCACAUUUUUUAGUAUUUACUGAAUUCGAUUUAUGUUAAUUUAGUAUAUAGUAAAUUCUAAAAUAAAUAUUAUUGCUAGCCGCGUAAUGAAGAAGAAUGUUGAUUAUUUAUAGUUUAAAAGAUUUCCUAUCAAUCUAAUUGCAUUUAAUAUUUGCUGUAAGUGGAAAGUGGAUAAAAUAUUUGAAAAAAAUGGAUGAAACCUUACUGGACGCAGAAACCUGGAAGUUGGAGGCAGAAGCUAUAAUAAAUGAUGUGAAAGAUCAUGUGCAAGAAUUAAAAAUAUCGGAAAAAAUUAAGAGCACUAGCCAAUUCAUAUAUUUGAAUUUAAGAACAAUCGAACACAAAGAUUUUUGUGUAGAAUUAUCUGCACAAGGAUUUCGAAUUAUUGGUCAUAAUUUUGACGAAAACAAUAUUGACGGUGAUGAGUACUUUGAAACACCUUAUAGCCUUCUGAAUGUUGUUAGUCCAAAAUUUAAAGAAUCAUUUGGAAAUGCUCUUUUCAAAAAAUUGAACGAUCUGUAGCAGACUCCUAGAAUAAUUCCACAGUGAAUAUAGUAAAUUUCAUACAAUUAAAUGCAGUUUACUAUACAUUGAUAUAAUAGUUUGCAAUGUAUGUACAUUGUAGAUGUCUGAAUUCUGCCGUAGGGUAAACUUUUUAAUGCACAACAUGCACAUUGAAGAAAGCGAUUUAUGUCUUGAUGUAGGAUGCAGUUUCACAGGAGCUCUUGCAUCUAGAUACGAGUUGUAUGUCAAUUACCAAGUUAAAUAAAUAGACUGCAUUAUUUAUAAAAGUUUUAUGUUAACAGAUUGAAGAAGUUUGCAAAUAACUUGUAGUUCCAGGUUUAUGUAACAUUUAUAUGCAAUAAACUGUAUUGAAAGGAAU